CACCUAUCGAUAUCGCGGUGCUACGAUGUCCCAUCGAUGGCUCGAUGGUUUUUCGAUGUUUUUCCACCGACCGACGAAAUUAUGCCAGCCGCUUCAAAAGCCAGAACUUUGAAAAGUCGAAGCUGAAUUUUCCCCGAUUUUUCCCGAUUUUCCGUUUCCCGCGAAUCUGAAAGCCGCGCUGCCGGCGUCGCUGCCUCUGCCGCCGUCGAAGUCGUCGAUCCCGUUUCACGCGUCGCCGCUUCGUCUCGCCGUCUCGCUUGUUUCCCGCCUCCUCUCUCUCUGCCCCUUGCCCGCCCCCACCAUCCGACCAUCCUACCAAAUCAGCCCCCUCUCCCCCAACAUCCUAAAACAAAAUAUAAAAUAUACGAAAUAAAACAACAAACACACAGAGAGAGAGAGCGAGUGAGAUAGAUAGAUAGAGAGAAAGCCAAGCCAAGAAACGUCAUCAAGCGGCAGCAGCAACAACAACAACAUCAAACACAACAACUGCAACUGCAACAAAACGGCAAACUCAUCAGCGACAGCAGCAGCAACAACAACAAAACGCAUUUCAUUGCCAAGAAGAAAAAAACGGUCAACGACACUGCAACAACAUUGGCCAACAGCAACAACAACAAAUCAGCAAUACUGAGAGACUGCACUAGCAACAACAACAACAACUGAAACAACAACCAACAAAUAGGAAAAUAGGAAAAUGCCCAAAUGCGAUGUGAAAACGCGCUACAUUCCUGCGACUUUCGCCUGGAUUGUGCUGCUUCUGACCACAUUUCUCUUCUUCUUCUAUCCCUGCCAGUUCUAUGUGAAGAGCCAUCCAUGGGUGCUGGCCUACCAGGGCGUGAUCACAUUCUUCGUGCUGGCCAACUUCACGCUGGCCACGUUCAUGGACCCGGGCAUCAUCCCCAAAGCCUCGCCCGACGAAGACUGCGAGGAGGAGCUGCGCGCCCCGCUCUACAAGAAUGCCGAGAUCAACGGCAUCACCGUCAAGAUGAAGUGGUGCGUCACCUGUAAGUUCUACCGCCCGCCACGCUGUUCCCACUGCUCCGUUUGCAAUCACUGCAUAGAGACCUUCGAUCAUCAUUGUCCUUGGGUGAACAACUGCAUCGGCAGGCGGAACUACAGAUUCUUUUUCUUCUUCCUCGUCUCGCUGUCCAUUCACAUGCUGAGCAUCUUCUCGCUGUGCCUGGUCUACGUGCUGAAGAUCAUGCCCAACAUCAAGGACACGGCGCCCAUCGUAGCUAUUAUCCUGAUGGGCCUGGUGACCAUUUUGGCGAUCCCCAUCUUCGGACUGACCGGCUUCCACAUGGUACUGGUGUCGCGGGGUCGGACAACCAACGAGCAGGUGACCGGAAAGUUCAAGGGCGGCUACAAUCCGUUCUCGCGCGGCUGCUGGCACAACUGCUGCUACACACAGUUCGGACCGCAGUAUCCCAGCCUACUGAACCCGAAGAAGUACGCAUCGCGUCGAUCUCAGGUGCAGAACCAGGCGAUCAGCACCAUUUGCAACGACCGGAGCGGCCAGCAGACGGGCGCCGGGGGCGGGGCCGGCGGCAAUGGUACCGCCGCGGUGUCCGGCGGCGGCGGUGGAGCGGGCGGCGGGGGCGGUAUGCGCGGCACUGCGGUGCAGUACUCACCACGCUCCUUCUACGACGCGAGUCGCGAGAAGCGGGGAAUUCAGGUAAAGACAUAUAUGGCCGAGGGCAAUGGUUAUAAUCAACGGUCGGGCAGCACAACGCUUUACAGUAAGCUUUCGCCCGGACGAGAGUGCUCCGAUACGGACCUGGAGCCGCCGCCCGCCUCCCAGAGCCAGGACUGCGAACCGACGCCUCCGCUGCAGCGGCACAACUCCAGCAGCUUCUAUCUGCCGCAGGUGAGCGAUGGCGGCGGCCUCAACGGCAGCGUUUCCACGGGCGGCGGAGGAGGCGGCGACUCGCCGCGCCACAUGCGUCUCUACCAUCCGCGUCACAGUCCGCACGCGAGGCCCAGGGGUCUGGAUCCGCAGCGGGGCUACACGAGCGACGCCCUAUCGCCGGACCAUCCUGUUGGCUAUGGCGUCGGCGUCAAUGGACCGCAGCAGCAACAGCAGCAAGCGCUGGCGGCGGCAGCAGCGGCGGCGGCGGUGGCAGCACAAAAUCAACGCAGCGCGACGACCACGGCCACGCCCACCAUGCAGCAGCGGAUCAAGCCGCUGGGCGUGGCCACGCCCCUCGUGAUGGCGAGUCCAGUGCGAAGAUCUAACCCGGGCACGCCCACUCAACCGAGACGACCAGAUUUCAUCGGACUGAACGCACAGGCGGUGGCGCAGCAGCAGCAACAGCAGGCUGCUGCGGCGGCUGCAGCAGCGGCCUAUUACGAGUACACCAGCGGUCUGCCGCCGCAACAUCCGCAGGCGCCCAGCAUCCAGCAGCAGCAGCAACAGCUGCUCCUCCAGCAGCAGCGUGUCCUCAUGCAGCACCAGCAACAGCAGCAAGCUCUGCAGCAGCAGCAGCAACUGGCGGCGGUACAUGCGGCACAUCCGCAACACGCCGCUCUGGCGCAGGCUGCAUACGGUGGCAGUCCACAGAGGCGCUUCCUCUCCGAGGGCGAACUGGUGCGCCAGGGUGCGGGAGGAGGCGUUGCCGGCGGAGAGUUGUCCUACGCACGAUCCAACAAUACGGUGGAUAAUAUACGAGAGCUCGCCGGCAGUCCGCAGCGUGGCGUUUACAUGUGGAAGGACACGUCGCCGGGAUUCACUAGCAACGUCGGACAGCAGCAACAGCAACAGGCACAACAGGUGGUCAGCAGCGGGAUUGGCAGCAGUGCGGGCACGCUGUCCAGCAGCGGAGCAGCCGCCGGAGUGAUGCCGCAUGCCCAGUACAUGACGGCGGGCGGUGGAGCACAUCCGCUGAUCAUGACGCACUCGCGACUCCAGGACUACACCAUCCAGCAGCAGCAGCAGCAACAACAGGCGGCGGCGGCGGCAGCAGCCUCAUAUCAUCGCUCCAAUCCGACGAGUCCCACCACCAUGCCACAGGUGUCCGGAGCUGGCCAGAGCUAUAUACUGCGCUACGGAGGCGGCGGAGCGGCUGGAGCAGCCGGCAGCAGUGGCAGUUUAGCUAGCGUGACAGCCAGUAAUCCCGCCACUGGAGGCGGCGGCUAUCAGCCGGCAUUGCGCGGCGGAGUGGCCGUAUUUCCGCCCAAUCCGCUGGGAAAUCAGGGCGGUGGCAAUCUGCAGACGCAGCCCUCGCCACAGAUCAAACGGAAACAGACGCCAACGCGACCCAUGAGCUUUGUGCGAGCGCUGGAGAUGGCCGACUCCAUGGAGAUGCAGUCACUGGAACAGCAGCAAAACGGCGGCAUUCCCGGCAGCGGGUCGGUGGGAAACAAUCAACAGGCGGGCGGCGGUGGCGGCGCUGGUGGUCACCUAAUGCAGAGCAACGCCUCCAAUUCGGGCACUCCGGAUAGAGCCAGCAUCUACGACAUGAACUACGAGAUCUCCGUAUAACCCGUGGUGGUGCCUGUGCUCCUGAUGCCACCCGCCAGCCAAGCUCCGGGCACAGCAGUCGCUGCUGCAACCGCUGCAGUUGCUCCAGCUGCCAUCGCCGGUCCACAGCCGCAGGGGCAGUUUUACAAUGCCCAACUGGAGCCGGCUGCCUAUGCCUGUGUUCCUGUCUUGCCCCUCAAACCGAUAAGCAAUGGAGUGGGAACCAAUAGUCAUCAGCACCAUCAUCAUCAUCACCAGCAGCAGCAGCAUACGCAGCAGCAGCCGCCUCAGCAUCACCAACAUCCGCACCAGAACAUCCACAAUCACAACCAGAUUCAGAACCAGAACCAGAACAAACGCAAAUUUUCAACCUUCUUUUAGGGAACUAAGGGAACUAGCCCUAGUCCGUGUCCUUUUUUUACCGAAUGAUUUGAGUGGAGAGCAUGUGAGGGUGUAUCUAUCUAACCAGAGCUAUUUACACCAGAUGUGUGUGUAUAUAAGUUGCACUGCUGUUGUAGCUAUUGCUAAACUUUAAGUAAUUUUAUUAUGUAAUUUUUACGCUUUGUUAUUAUGAUUUUAAUUUUUUUAUGCACUUUGGAAGACGUUUUACACGAUCUGAUAUCGAAAGAAAUUAUUUAUACGUUUAAUGCUUUCUAUACAUAUUUGAUCGAUAACGAUGAAGAUGAGAAUAUGAGAUAAAUUAAACACGAGCAUGUGGAUACAGAUACAGUGCGUUUCAUGGGUGCAGGAAUAGUAAUUGGCGAAUAAAGCAAUUUGCGCAGCAAUUCCCCGAGCUAAUGCCACGCACUGUAUUCGCCCUGCCGAUCUGCUAUAUCUAUUAUACAUAUAGUACACACAUAUAUGGAAACCUUUUGCAAUCAACAUGAAAAUCGCCAAAAUUUGUACGUGUUUGUGUGCGUGUGCCUGUCUGUCUGUCUGUUUCAUGGGUGCAGGAAUAGUAAUUGGCGAAUAAAGCAAUUUGCGCAGCAAUUUCCCGAGCUAAUGCCACGCACUGUAUUCGCCCUGCCGAUCUGCUAUAUCUAUUAUACAUAUAGUACACACAUAUAUGGAAACCUUUUGCAAUCAACAUGAAAAUCGCCAAAAUUUGUACGUGUUUGUGUGCGUGUGCCUGUCUGUCUGUCUGUGCGUCUGUCAUGUGUGUGUUUAACAUUAGUCUUUAUAAAUUUAUAUCUAUUUAUGCCAUAUAUUGUAUAUAGGAUAUGCUACGUCAGGGCCCAGGUGCAGAGAAACUUUUGUCAUUUGUGUACAUAGGUGUAGAAGGUGGAGGGAGACGGAGGAGGAACCGAUUUGUGCUAAGUAUCCAGAGAUUAUAUAAUGCGUCGGAGAAUUUAGCGAGUGUGUCCGGUCCGGUCCGGUCCACGAACUCCAGGAUCUGGACGACGUCAUAUUGUCAUAUGUCUUUGCUACGGGUUGUACGGAGCAACACUCCUAAUCUAUCAUAAUCUGUAAAUAGAAGCCCGUUUUGUAAGAACUACCUCCCUCCUCUCCAUUCCGCAGUCCAGUGAAAAGCGAAAGGUUAUGUCGUCGACCCGGGGACAGUGCGUUUCGAGGCUGUAUGUGCUUGUUUUAAUCCCCAUUCAUACGCAUUCAUCAACCUAAGGUUUCAUUUGAAGUCAUUCUGCAGAUUCAGCAAUCCACUUAGUUUCUUACUCAGGACCGCGAUUAGAACGAACGAAAUGGCGUUUGUCACUUUCACCUCUCUUCGCCUACAGCGCCGAAACGCACUGUCCCCGGGUUGUCAAACGCUCCCAGGCGAGAUUUAAUGUUUUUUUUUCCUCAUUUACUUAGAAUUCAUAAGAGAGCCCUAAUCUGGAACCGCGGCUUUCGGCGCGUGUAACUUGAAUGUCGUCCACUUUAAAUCAGUUCUGAUUUUCCUGUACAUAAGUGUAAUAACGCAUGAGAAUUCUUCGGUUCGGACUACCAACUACGUAUGUGGGUGGGUACGCCUGCUUGCCUUUAAUAGGCCCAACUUUGUUGUUAUGUUUUUAAGUGAACCUAGCUUUUAUACUACCGAUCCCCGUUGCCCCCUCUUUCAAGUGUGUUGUUCGCCAAGUGUGUGUGUUCUUGGAUCAAUUCAAUGGCAUGUUUCAGCUCGAUUGUUUUAUUCCUUAUUGAAUGCAUAUGCAAAUGCAAGUGGCAAAUUUCAAGCGAUAAUAUCUGUAAGAAAGUUAGCUAUAUAUACACGACACUCGAUCGAUCGAACGAGAGAGAGAAUUAUACAUGUGUAAGGCGAUCAAUCCCCAAUCCGAAUCCGACCCUCUUCCCUGGCCACAUAGAUCAUGAGAAUUGUGCAAGGAUCAAAACUUGUAUAGACUAUGCAGUAAGGUGCGCGACAUAAGUGUCUGGAGCAGGCAGUUUCUUCCGUUUUGCUUAUUUUUUUUUAAUUAUAACUUCAAUUUAUCGAGUAUUAACACUUCCAUUUGCAAGGAUUUUGGUGGCUAACUUAUACGAGUUAUACGAGGCUGUUCCCGUCACGAAUUUCGCACACCUUAUUUAACGGAUCAAGAGUAUAUAUUAUACACACGUAUAUUUAAGCGUUUUUUGCUAACACAUUAAUUCAUGAAUUUGCAACAAUAUUUAAUAUAAAUACAGAAAUGCAUAUACAAACGAACAAAAAAAAAAGAAGAAAAAUCAUUAAAAAACAAAAGUGUAAUGUAAAAUGUAAUAUGAAUGAGAUUGAGAAGGGAAUGAAAUUGUUUUAGAUUUUUAUACCAAAUUUAAUUAAUGUAAAACCACGAAUUGUUUAUUUUUUUGUAUACCCCGUAAUCCCCGUCAGAAUGCGAGAAAUCCCUGCCAGAGAAAUCCUCGAGUUCGAAAUUGUUUUUUUUUUUUUUUUUGUAUUGAAUACUUAUGUAAUUUGUAAAUUAUAUGACAAGUAAUCAAAUAGCAAGCAUAAACAGCAAGGCAAUUAAUAAACAAUACAAAUAAAAAUGCAAA
Drosophila mauritiana is the source of this 6418-nucleotide messenger RNA. Its product is annotated as palmitoyltransferase app-like. Gene Ontology annotation, molecular function: palmitoyltransferase activity. The transcript is spliced from 11 exons. NCBI's taxonomy places the organism in Eukaryota, Metazoa, Arthropoda, Insecta, Diptera, Drosophilidae. Bases 695 to 3481 code for a protein of 928 amino acids. Gene Ontology annotation, biological process: protein palmitoylation. The record is from RefSeq and is a predicted model, not a curated record.